AUGACCGACCAGAACGCCCCAAACACACAGUCUAACAGGAUCCAAAUUCGCGUGGAGCCCAUCACAACCCCGGCAGACUUCAACCGAUUCUUUGAGAUUGCUGCCCUCACCUUCGGCCAUCAGGUCCAAGAUGGUGUCUGGUGCGCCAUGAACCCUGGCUGGGAUACACCUGAGGGUCGUUCGAGCGGCAGUGCCCGUCUUGCUGCGCGCUGGUCCACCACCACCAAAGACCGACAUGGCAACCCCAACACCAUUUUCCUCAAGGCCGUUCUCGGAGACGGCUCGGCGGAUGAGGGAAAGAUUGUCGGCGUGGCUAUCUGGGAGCAGGCUUCCAUGGUAGACGGGUACGGCCAGGCACCUGCCACCGAAAUGGACAAUGCGCACCUGGAAGCCGUGUACCCAAAUCAGCCGGGUGAACAGCGGUAUCUCCGGCAGGUAGACCUUUCACUACGUCGGCGCCGCUUGGAGGUGAUCCGUGAGAUUGCGACGAGUGCAUCCCCCGCGGUCAUGGUGUUGGACUUAUGUGUGGUCGACCCAUCGUUCCAGCGACUCGGAAUUGCUACCAGACUGGUAGAAUGGGGCCUUCGUGAGGCGAAGGCACGUGGUGGGUUGGAAGCUGUGCUGGAAGCUUCGAGCAUGGGGCGGCACGUUUAUAGGAAGCUUGGGUUUGAACAAGAGGGGGGUGAGUUCAUUUACGACGUGGAUGAGGAGUUUCGGCAUCGUGAGCAACCGUCGAAUGUGUUUAUGCGCACCGGUAGACCAGUGGCAUGA
This is a messenger RNA of Aspergillus oryzae RIB40, 771 nucleotides long. Its product is annotated as GNAT family N-acetyltransferase. The record is from RefSeq and is a predicted model, not a curated record. Lineage: Eukaryota; Fungi; Ascomycota; Eurotiomycetes; Eurotiales; Aspergillaceae. The transcript has a single exon. The coding region runs from base 1 to 771 and encodes 256 amino acids. Gene Ontology annotation, molecular function: acyltransferase activity, transferring groups other than amino-acyl groups.